Messenger RNA from Parnassius apollo (apollo), 699 nucleotides. The record is from the annotation of a GenBank genome assembly. Lineage: Eukaryota; Metazoa; Arthropoda; Insecta; Lepidoptera; Papilionidae.
AUGGCUUAUCUGGGAAAUCUGCCUAUUUUUGACCAUAAGUCAAGUGAAUGGUCAAUUUUCAAAAGCAGACUAACUCAGUUUUCGAAGAUAAAUCGCGUCGAAGAAGUGAACAAAAGUGGAAUUCUUCUCACCCAUCUUACGGAUGAAACGUAUCGCUUGGUACGAAACUUAGCGUACCCGCAAGACUUAGAAUCUCUAAGUUACUCGAAUCUCGUUAAAUUACUCGACGGUCAUUUCAAGCCAAAAAAAUGCUCAUUUGUGGAUAAAGAAAAAUUUUUUGGAGCAACCAGAAAUCCAGGCGAAUCAUUGGGAGACUGGGCAGCGCGAUUGAGAGGUCUCGCAAGCAAUUGUGACUUCGGCACUGCCUUGGAAACGAAUUUAGAUCGUUUCGUCCUCGGCCUGGGCCCUGGCCCGGAACAAGAUAAGUUGUUCGAACAAGAUCCGUCCACAUUGACACUGUCAGUAGCUAUGGAGCUAGCCGAGCAGGCGGCGUAUGCCAGGCGGGCGAAGGUUAUGUUGUGCACCAGCGAACAUGCUACAAUUAAGGAGGAACCGGUAUACCGAGCGAAAUUUCAAGGUCAAGGAGACAGCGGCGCGGUUAUACGGCGUCCUAAUGCUGGCAGGACAUCAGGAGGUCGCGACCAACCGAGAGAUUUUUCUCGUUGUUCGGUCUGCGGCUUGAAGAACCAACCAAAGUGA